This is a messenger RNA of Penicillium griseofulvum, 1191 nucleotides long. RefSeq lists its product as uncharacterized. Bases 1 to 1191 code for a protein of 396 amino acids. The record is from RefSeq and is a predicted model, not a curated record. NCBI's taxonomy places the organism in Eukaryota, Fungi, Ascomycota, Eurotiomycetes, Eurotiales, Aspergillaceae. The transcript is spliced from 4 exons.
AUGGGGGAUGUGUCUCCCACCCCACGUGAACUUUUUACCGAAGCUAUGGUCUUCUGGUGUAUAGCGCUUAUUAUUUUUGUUGGGAGAAUCCUGGCUCGUUUAAUUGGCAAUGGACAAGGAUCCAAACGGCUGCUUCUGGACGACUAUGUGAUGACGGCAACCUUCGCAAUAUAUACGACGAUGUUAAUACUGAUUCAAAUCUCUGCCCGCUAUGCAACGAACCUGAUGGACCCGAAGGACUACCCCACGGUUCUAGCAGAUCCCAAGCAAGUCAGCGAUCGAAUCUAUGGAAGCAAAAUUGUCAUUGGACUAGAGCAAUGCAUGUUGGUCUCAACCUGGGGUGUGAAGACAUGCAUGUUAAUGCUUUAUUGGCGAAUGACACAGAAUCUGAAAUCGAACCUCUAUAUCAAGAUCCUUUCGAUUUACGUUGCCGUCGGAUUUGUCGUCAUAAUGGUCACCUAUUAUGCAGUUUAUUGUCGCCCAUUCUCACAAUACUGGGCCAUGCCCGUGGAGAACAUGCAGUGUGCAACAUACCAAUACUACUCGAUAACUCAAGCUGUCUUCAAUAUUUCUUCCGACGCCGCCAUGUUCGCCGUCCCGAUUCCCCUCCUCAUCAGAGCUCAACUCAAAAUGCGCAGAAAGGUCGUUCUCAUCGGUGUCAUGAGUCUGGGCUUGUUCACCAUCAUUGCUGCUAUCCUAAACAAGUUUUUCAAUUUCGCCUCCCCUCUCACAACCAUCUACCAGAUCUGGUACAUACGUGAAGCCAGCACGUCAAUCUAUGUCGCCAACCUCAUGUGCUGGUGGCCACUACUGCGCAAGUUGUUUGGCGUCAAGGCAUUCAAGUACAACAGCAACCGAGGCCAGCGACUUGGAAACUCUGACAACUCCGAUAACUCACAAUCUCGUCCUUCAUUCACAUUACCUCGCUCAUGGAAGCCAUCUUAUCGUCGAAACAAAGGCACAACGCCUGGCAAGCACAGCGCCACCAAGCGCUCGAGUGCUGAACCAAUCAAUGGGUCCAAUACUGAGUUCUUCGAUGAUAUGAAUCGUGUCGAAGCUGUUCCGCUUGAGGUCUGGACCAAAAAGGAUGAUCUUGAAACUGAGAAUUCGAUACGUCGAGGCUCAAUCAACUCAUUUGAGAAACAAAGUGAUGCUCAAUUGGACCAAAUGCAGCAUAAACGCUCGCCUUGA